GUCCAUAAUCUCGCAGAAGAGGAGGAGCCUCCCUCGAAGUUUGAGCUCUCAACAAGUCAUUUCGGCUUGAUUAAGAUCAAACCCAUUUUGUUUUCUGGCCUUUGGGGAUAAAUUCCGCAAACCCAACUUCUAGUUUCCACCGAUUUUGCAAGGGUUUUCAGGAGCUAGAAAUAUUGAAAUCUGCUGAUUGUACAUUUGGGGCUCUGGUUCAUGAACACGUUGAUAUACUCUGGGUUUAAAAAGUGAUUGUGUUCAUAAUGAGAGAAGAAAACCCUACUGAGAACAGAGCGAAAGCAUCGAAAUUUGCCGAUCAAAAUCAGGCACCAAAGGGAAACAAUGCCAAAGGAAGCAAUAAUCCUUCCAAGCCACGGUCUUCGUGGGGGCUGAAAGGGUUUACAGCAGAGAAGAAAUCAAAGUCUCAAACCACCGUUCCCACCAAGAAAUUGCCGCUGACAAGCUCCGAGACAGAAAACCAGAAGAACCUGUUUGUGCCUUCACAUUCGCGGGUGAAGAGGUCUCUGAUAGGGGACUUAUCUUGCUCUGUCUAUGCCAAGCAAGUUCAUCCACAUUCUGUGCAUGGCCACAGGGCAAAGCCUUCUCGAGAUUUGUUUCUGGAGCUGGACCAUCUCAGAAGCCUGCUCCAAGAAUCAAAGGACAGGGAAUUUAAGUUGCAGGCCGAGUUGUCGGAAUGCAAGAGGAACCCCAAACUUUUAGACCUUGAAAGAGAGCUAGAGCUCAAGAAGAGUGAGGUUGACAGCCUUGUGGAAAGAGUUGGGUUGCUGGAAUCCGAGAAAUUGGGGCUUAAUGAGCAAUUGUUGUCACUGGCGUCUGGUGUGGAUAGGCAGGAUGAUGCAUCGAGAAGGGAAGAAAAUGAAGUGUCAAAUCCAAAUGGACCGGAUGGACGUAACCUGGAGAUUGAGGUUGUCGAGUUGAGGCGCCUGAACAAGGAGCUUCAGCUUCAGAAGAGGAGUCUUGCUUGCAGACUUACAUCUGUAGAAUCCCAACUGGCCACUGUUGCAAAAGCUUCUGAGAGCGACAUUGUUUCGAAGAUAAAAGCAGAGGCUUCUUUACUAAGACUCACAAACGAAGACCUGUGUAAACAAGUUGAGGGUCUACAAAUGAGCCGGUUAAAUGAGGUUGAAGAGCUUGCCUACCUAAGGUGGGUCAAUUCAUGUUUGAGAAAUGAGCUGCGGAAUUGUUCAACCAAUUCGAUCGAGAGGAGUAGGGAAUCUGCUAGCUCGCCUUCCUUCCAUAGCGAAGACACCUCCGAAUAUGGUAGUGCCAAGAGAUUCAGCUUGAUUAAGAAGUUGAAGAAAUGGCCAAUCACUGAAGAAGAUUUGUCCAGUUUAGAAUGCCUGGAUGAGGAAAAAAGUUGGGUUGACUGCCAUAGUCCAAGAAGAAGACACUCUAUGAGUGGAUCAAAAUUUUGUACAGAGGACUUGCUAUUGAGUAAGCGGAGGCAAUCUGAUGGCUUCACUUGUACAAAAGAAAGAGAGGGAGAACCAUUAGCUAAUCAAAAGUAUGAUUUGGACGUAGUUCAGAAGCCCCAAAUGAAUAGCAACGUCCAGGAAACUACCAAGUUGGCAGCUUCUUCAGAUGUUGAGAAACGGGCCUUGCGAGUCCCUAAUCCCCCUCCAAGGCCUUCGUGUACUAUCUCUAGUGGACGUAGAGAAGAUGCUCCGGCACAAAUUCCACCGCCACCGCCUCCUCCUCCUCCUCCUCCCCCUCCACCUCCUCCUAAGUUUUCAGUAAAAGGUACCGCAGGAGUGGUGCAGCGAGCACCGGAAGUAGUUGAGCUCUAUCAUUCACUCAUGAAGAGGGACUCUAGAAAAGAUUCCUCAAAUGGAGGGAUUUAUGAGGCCCCAGAUGUUGCAACUGUUCGUAGUAGCAUGAUUGGUGAAAUUGAGAAUCGAUCUUCACAUCUACUUGCUAUAAAGGCGGAUGUUGAGACUCAAGGAGAAUUUGUAAACUCCCUGAUCAGAGAAGUAAAUGAUGCAGUUUAUCAGGACAUUGAAGAUGUGGUAGCAUUCGUGAAAUGGCUUGAUGAUGAACUUUGCUUCCUUGUGGAUGAAAGGGCGGUCCUCAAGCAUUUCAAUUGGCCGGAAAAGAAAGCUGACACACUAAGAGAGGCAGCAUUCGGAUAUAGAGAUCUCAAGAAGUUGGAGUAUGAAGUAUCUAAUUAUCAGGAUCAUCCUCGACUGCCGUGUGAUAUUGCACUAAAGAAAAUGGUCAAUUUGUCUGAAAAGAUGGAACGAACUGUUUAUAACCUUCUCCGGACUAGAGAUUCAUUAAUGCAUCAUUGCAAGGAGUUCCAAAUUCCCACAGAUUGGAUGCAUGACCGUGGAAUAGUAAGCAAGAUAAAGUUUGGCUCUGUCAAGUUGGCAAAGAAGUACAUGAAGAGGGUGGCUGUGGAACUUCAAACCAAGGGAGGAUCAGAAAAGGAUUCUGCCAUGGAUUAUAUGCUACUUCAGGGAGUGAGAUUUGCCUUUCGAAUACAUCAGUUUGCCGGGGGAUUUGAUGCAGAAACCAUGAAGGCAUUUGAGGAGCUUCGAAGUCUGGCCCUUGCGCUAAAUAAAAAGUAGGAGGGCGGGUACUUCGUUCGGCUUACCAUCUCAGUAAGCAUCGUCAUCAUCAUCAUAUAUAGCUAGCUAUUGUUAUAUAGGAUACAAACAAAUUAAAUGAAUCUUGGCGAGGAAGUGUGUGGUUUCUCUAGUGUGAUUUUUUCGUUUUGUUUUCAGAACUAUGAAUGUAAUUUGAUGUGAGAAGGGAGGAAUUUUGGGGAGAGAGAGAGAGAGAGAGAUUGGUGACAGUUAUCUGCAAAAGGUGUCUUACUUGCUUUAGUCAAAUUGAGCAUAUUUUUCACUAAUGUUAUCCUGGUCGGAAAGAGCAUCAGUUUUGUAACACAGUUACUUAUUUCUCCA
Messenger RNA from Diospyros lotus (date-plum), 2921 nucleotides. RefSeq names its product protein CHUP1, chloroplastic-like. The record is from RefSeq and is a predicted model, not a curated record. The transcript is spliced from 7 exons. NCBI's taxonomy places the organism in Eukaryota, Viridiplantae, Streptophyta, Magnoliopsida, Ericales, Ebenaceae. Gene Ontology annotation, biological process: chloroplast organization. Gene Ontology annotation, cellular component: chloroplast outer membrane. The coding region runs from base 258 to 2582 and encodes 774 amino acids.